AUGACCGUGGCACUGCGAUCUCCUCAAGUUGUGGGAGGUUUGAUAGCGGUCGAUAACGCACCCGUCGAUGCCAUUCUGAAGAGUGACUUCCAUAAGUACGUUCAAGGUAUGCGGGACAUUGAACAGGCCCAGGUCAGUAGACAAGCCGAAGCAAAUGACAUUCUCAAGAAGUAUGAGGAGGCCUUGCCCAUUCGGCAGUUUCUCCUCACCAAUCUUGUAAGGUCUUCGGACGGAGAACUUUUACGAUUUCGUAUCCCUAUCAAGAUCCUCGCUUCGAGUCUCGACAAGAUGGGUGACUUUUCUUUCAAUAACCCUGAUGAGGUCCGCUAUGACGGCCCAACACUAAUCGUCCGCGGUACAAAAAGUCACUAUGUAGCAGAUGAUGUGCUGCCUUUGAUCGGACGAUUCUUUCCAAUGUUCAAGUUGGUUGACAUUGACAGCGGUCAUUGGGUUAUUUCUGAGAAGCCAGAGGCAUUCAGGAAAGCUGUGGUGGAGUUUUUAGAGGAUGCAGAGGGAUGA
Letharia lupina is the source of this 519-nucleotide messenger RNA. RefSeq lists its product as uncharacterized. The transcript has 3 exons. Gene Ontology annotation, cellular component: mitochondrion. The record is from RefSeq and is a predicted model, not a curated record. Bases 1 to 519 code for a protein of 172 amino acids. Lineage: Eukaryota; Fungi; Ascomycota; Lecanoromycetes; Lecanorales; Parmeliaceae.